AUGAAGCCUGGCCCCCGGCCCUUCAUCUGUGGUGACUGUGGUCAGAGCUUCAAACAGAGCGCCACUCUCAUCCAGCAUUGCCGCACCCACAGCGGUGAGAGGCCGUACAGCUGCGCUGAGUGUGGCAAGACCUUCACUCACAAGUCUGCCCUCACCCAGCACCGCAGUGUGCACAGCACUAAGUCCUUCACCUGCAGGGACUGUGGCAAGAGCUUCAAACACAGCUCCAGUCUCACCAUCCACCGCCGCAUCCACACUGGAGAGCAUCUGUUCCCCUGUGCUGAGUGCGGCAAGAGCUUCACCACGAGCACUCUAUAUAUCCGGCACCAACUCAUCCACAGCGGUGAGAAGCCCUACAGCUGUGCCGACUGUGGCAAGAGCUUCACCGAGAGGGGUAACCUCAGCCUGCACCGUCGUGUGCACACUGGCAAGUCAUUCAGCUGUGCUGAGUGCGGCAAGGCCUUCAGACAUAGGAGCAUGCUCAUUCACCACCGUCGCACCCACACCGGUGAGAAGCAUUUCACCUGUGCAGACUGUGGGAGGAGCUUCAGAGACAGGCGCCAGCUCAUUGUUCACCGCCGCACCCACACCGGUGAGAGACCGUUCACCUGUGCUGACUGUGGCACGAGCUUCAGUCAAAGGGGCCAUCUCAUUGGUCACCACCGCACUCACACCGGUGAGAAACCGUUCACCUGUGCUGAUUGUGGGAAGAGCUUCAGCCGCAGUGAUCAUCUCCUUGGUCACCGCCGCACCCACACAGUUGAGAAGCCGUUCACCUGUGCUGACUGUGGCAAGAGCUUCAGCCGCAGGGACCAACUGAUUGUUCACCACCGCACCCACACCGGUGAGAAACCUUUCACCUGUGCUGACUGUGGCAAGAGCUUCAGAGACAGGGGCUCUCUCAUUGUUCACUGGCACACCCACACCGAUGAGAGACCGUUCACCUGUGCUGACUGUGGCAAGAGGUUCAGCCGCAGGGGCCAUCUCAUUGGUCACCGCCGCACCCACACUGGUGAGAAGCCGUUCACUUGUGCUGACUGUGGGAAGAGUUUCAGCCGUAGUGAUCAUCUCAUUUCUCACCGCCGCACCCACACUGGUGAGAAGCCGUACACCUGUGCUGACUGUGGCAAGAGCUUCAGCCACAGGCACAAUCUCAUUUCCCACCGCCGCACCCACACCGCUGAGAGGCCCUUCGCUUGUGCUGAUUGCGGUAAAAGCUUCACCCAGAAGGGAUCCCUCAACAAGCACCGCUGCACCCACAGCAGAGAGUAG
Molecule: messenger RNA, 1272 nt
Organism: Dryobates pubescens (Downy woodpecker)
Lineage: Eukaryota; Metazoa; Chordata; Aves; Piciformes; Picidae
Product: oocyte zinc finger protein XlCOF6-like
Exons: 2
Coding region: 1-1272 (423 amino acids)
Biological process (GO): regulation of transcription by RNA polymerase II
Cellular component (GO): nucleus
Molecular function (GO): DNA-binding transcription factor activity, RNA polymerase II-specific; RNA polymerase II cis-regulatory region sequence-specific DNA binding
Source: RefSeq, a predicted model, not a curated record